Xiphophorus maculatus (southern platyfish) is the source of this 2739-nucleotide messenger RNA. Its product is annotated as regulator of G-protein signaling 9-binding protein-like. The transcript is spliced from 4 exons. The record is from RefSeq and is a predicted model, not a curated record. The coding region runs from base 1613 to 2344 and encodes 243 amino acids. Gene Ontology annotation, cellular component: neuron projection. Lineage: Eukaryota; Metazoa; Chordata; Actinopteri; Cyprinodontiformes; Poeciliidae. Gene Ontology annotation, biological process: G protein-coupled receptor signaling pathway.
AAACCAAAAAAUGUGUCUGUGUUUCAGAAUAAGUCCAACACCUUUAGUUUCCCUACAAGGAGAACGUUUCCAGAUCUGAACCUGCACAACGCCACAAACUGGAAAACGUUUUCCGUUUGCAUUUGAAAUUUAAAAAACUGCUUUACUUCCUGUUUUGUCUGACCUGAGCUGGAACAGAAAACAUGACUCACUGGGUGAGUUUACGCUCCGUCUCCUCGAUGGAAACUCCGUACCUGUGCCCUGUUCCACCUGGACAGGUGAGGCUUAGAGGGGCGGGCCUCUGGGAGUCCAGAGCGAUCCGGACUCAGCUGUUCUACCUGUUAAUUGAAAACACAAACGCUCCCUGUGGAGCAGCAGAACCUGAGUGAUUUCAGAAACCUGCGUCCACCGCAGAGGAAGGACGGAGCAGCAGCAGGUGAGACGCUUCAGGUAAAACUCUCAACAUGUCCUUUAAUAAUAAUGUUAAUUAUUUAAUAGAAGAGCGAUUCAUGAGGUAGCAGCAUGUUGGAGGUUCACUCUAAUGAAGUAAAUUAAACAACUUUUUAUAUUCAUCCAUCAGUGACAACCAAAUAUUUCAGUAACAUUCUUAAUUAUGUGCUUUUCACUUAACUUUGCUAUUUUUCUAACUUAUAAUUUCAGUUAUAUUUAUUAAUUUAGCUUGUUAAAUGUGCCAGCUACUAUUCUUCCUGUUAACUCUUUUUAACCCUCCUGUUCAUUUCUAAGGUUCUUCCUCUGAGUGUCCACUCAACUUACCAGGAGGGUUAAGUUGCAGUUAUGUGACUGAUAAAGCAUAUCUAACAGGUUUGACUGGUUUCCAGUCCACUCAGUAUUUUUGAGUAUAAAUUUGUUGCACCAAAAUGUUAAGUACAUUUUUAGUUUUAUUUUUUAGAGUGUAUAUUCCUUUUGAUUAUUUAAACCUCUAACUCCAUUAUCUGGUUGAAAUUAAAGUUUUUUUGAAAUAUUUUUCACAAUUAAACUAAUAUAUACAGCAGUUUUUUAUGCAAAUAUGUUAGAGCAAAGUAAAGUACAUGCAGUGCUAAACGGCUCAGCAGAUAACAGAAAACCGAUCCGUUCUCUCAGACAGUCUUCCUGUAUCAUCAGCUUAGUAAAAACUCCUGGAUGAGUUUGAAUAUCUGGAGUUUAACGUGGUUCAGCAGUUUGUUUUAAGUCUCAGAGUCUCAGUCGGCUUCCUGUUGUCUGGGUUCGAGAGACUCGUUCAGAAGAGAACCGUAACCAAGGGAAACGUGAAGACAGAAGGCCUGCCGGUUCUGCGGACCGGGCCUGGACCGCUCUGUGCCGCCGCCUGGCGGUUAAACGUCAGCUGAUCACCAGUGGCGCCCCCAGGGGACGGGGGGCCUCGGCCCCCAUUGCAGUCAUGUUGCCCCCCAAAGAAUUAUUUUCGCUGUACCCCCCAACAUUUUGACUGAGCUGGUCUGGCCACCAUUUUAAAAACUUUCUGGAGGCGCCAGUGGUGAUCACCAUCAAUCAGAACCAGAACCAAAGUGUUUUCAAUCUAAACCCGACUGAACCCAAACUAAAGCGUCACCAGUUACCUGCUGACCUUCUGAUGACUUUCAGGCCGACACUGGGCUCCGAUUGACUGCGUCCCAUCAUGAGUCGGUGGCGUCGUUCGGUGGACGAGCUGACAGCGGGACGGCGGCGGCAGCAGGCAGAGUGUGAGCGCGCUCAGAACGCUCUGAGUCGGGUCACUUCCUGCUUCCAGCAACUGGCGGCGUCGCUGGGAAGUUCAGCCGACAGCAGCUUCCUGCGGGAAGAGAUGGACGAGACGAGAGCGCUGGCUCACCGGAUCUGCUCAGGUCUGUCUCGCCGCCUGCUGCGCCUGCUGUCAGCCUGUGACUCCGCCCCCGUUGCCGUGGACGACAGACAUGCUUCAGAGCGACUCUGGGUUCUCUUCCUGUCUGCAGUGGAGUACUUCCUGUCUGACCUCCGGAGGGCCAAAGAGCUGAUUGGUCAGUUCCCCCUGACCCAGCGCUCCAGCAGACGCUCACUAGUGAACACAGGAUGUACCGACGGCCCGGUGGGUCUGGCGGCCCGGGUGGCACUGGUCCAAAUCCCCUGGCUGGUUCUGGAGGAAGAGCCCAGUCCAGAUCUGACCAAUCACAUCGCAGGCCUGGAGGCCCAGCUGGGUGAGCUACAGCAGAGGGUCCCGGUGGCGUUCUGGUCGGUGGAGUCGACAGAGCCGGCGUGGGCCGAGGUUCUGAACGACGCCGAGGAUCCGGAGGAAAGCCUGGAGGACUUGAUGGAGGUGGAGGUGGCGUCCAGCGGCGGUGGCAGCACCAAGCUGCCCGCCUGCUGCCGGGGAACCUGCUGCUGGGUCGGAUAGGCCCGGAUCGGUUCUGCAGGUUCCGAGAGCUCAAACAGAAAUCUUCUAUAGAAAUAUUGACCCAGAACGUAGCAGAGGAUUAGUAUAAUGUGAAAAUUAUAGCACAGAAAGUUGAGUGGAAGGAAGAUGUGCCCAUCCAUUCAAUCUGAAGGAGCAGACGACCAUGAUCUGUUCAACAGGUGAGCUGCUGGUUCUGUUGGGUCCAGAGUUAACGCGUCUAGAGUCUUCAUGAAGGUUCUGCAGCAGAAAAUCUAUUUUAUUGAUCUGAACAUUUCAGUUUGAGAUGCUGCAUGUUGGGUUUCCAUCCACAAUCAGAAAAAUCUGAAAUAUUUCACUUUGUUUUGAUUUAUGAUGAGAUUAAUUUUUUAGAACAAGGAACAAAUAAAUCCCCAGGA